AUCGCCCAACAAAAAAAAAAAAAAAGCAAUUCAAUUUGUCUUCUAAACACAUUUCUCUCUCUCUCUCUAAAACCUCUUUUUUUCCAAACAAAAGUCGCGUCAUCUAUACGAAUUCAUACGUCUCUUUGCUUUCCUCCGAUCGGUCUCUCCUUCUCUCAUCGCCGGAACGCUUUGGUAAUGUUUCUCCUUUCUCCGAUCCUUGUUGAGCUGAUUAUUCCGUGUUCUUAUGUGUAAAUAAAGCUGAAAAUCGAUUGCAAUUUUGUCGUUAUUUCUUACUUUUUUGUUACCGAUCGUUGUUUGCUUUUUUCUUGGGAUUGUGUGAUGAUGAUUGUUUGCGUUUGUCGGUUUAAUCCGGUUAUUUCCCGGUUUUGCUGCUAUAUUUUCCCGCAAUCUUCGUGUAUGAUCGCGAUCAUGUCCAUAAAUCGGAGUCGGUUAUAAGGAUACCGGACUUCAAAUUUGUUUUUCUUUCACGUAGUUGUUAGCUUUUAAGAUUCCGAUGCUGAGAAGAGACCAGAUCGGUGAUUAGGAGAUUUUGUAAGCUUUGUGUUGGUUAGCUUCAACGACGGGUUUAGGGGCAAUGGUGGUUUCUAAGUCUCUAUCAUACCUUUCUCCACCACGAACCUCCUCGGGUAGUUGAGAAACUGGAGAAAAACCUUAUCAAGUAUUUGGGAGAUUUGAGAACUAGCACGGCUAGAGUUUCAGUUCCUCAUGCUAGCCUUUAAAACAUAGGAUCGGUGGCUGGCCUAUCCUUGAUGUAUGCAGAUUGUGUUGUGGACCUUCUUGGUUGAUUGGGAAGCAAAGUGAACUUGAACUCAGUUAAUUCAUCAAGAAUUUAUUAGCGUGGUUAGUUCCACUCCUAAUCUUAUAUGAACAAUGACCAAAAUUAUGGUAGUAUAGGCUUUGUGAAGUUUACUCGGUCCAGUUUUUAGUGGCGUAAGAUUUAUUCUGAUCCAUGGGCAUAAGCAAAUAACCACAACUAGUCUGCCAUCACGUGUGUGUUAAUCAGUUAAAGAUGCUUUGAGGUCUGGUAUAAGGUAUCCAUGAGUGGAGAACUUCAAUCUUCCUUACAAGACUACAUCUAUCCUAUAAUGGUUUCUAGAAUGACAUGCUGUCACAUACAAGCCUUUGAUUUGGAUGCACAAUGAUGUGAAACAUAAUGCUAAUUUUAAUAAAGCACCAUUUCACACAAUUGUUUUACAAGCCCCUGGGCUCAUAAGUCCCGAAUUCAGGAGUCUAUUAAGGUGUGCUGGUGGGUUGAAGACAAUAAGAGCGCAUAAAUAGUAAUGAGGUAGUAAGGCUGGCUAGCACUUUUGGGGACUACACCCGUUUACCUAAGGAAGCUGUAGUGUAUUCAAUUUAUGGAUCCGAAGAGAAGCGAUUAAAUUUAGGUGUUCUCAUUGUAUUAGUGAAGUCAAGGCCCUAAGACCUUCCGGUUGGUCUACUUGAAAAGUCUGUGGAAAUGGUGAAUCAGUUUCUCAAUCAAGCACGACGGCUUUUUCAUUUGGAUAGUGUAGUGUAUUUGUGGUUGGGACUUCCAAACCUAUAUCCUUCUAGGAUUAUUUGCCUGCAGGUGCACUUUUGAGGGUUUUGGUUCAGAAAAUAUUCUAAGCUUAUGUCCUGCUAUUGGAUUCUCCAUGUAAUUUUCUUGCUCAUGUCAACCAUGGUUUUAAGUUUAGUGAAAGAUGUACAAGGCCUUUACUCGAGUCUCUUUUGUUUGAAUUUGGAAGUCAUUGUUGUUCGUGAAUAUAAACGAAGAAGUAGUGCAUUUGUUGAAGCUGAAAAGAUGAUAUCAAGUGUUACCUAUUUUGCAUGGACUUGUUCUGAUACUCUUCUAUGCGGAUACAAUAUACGAUUAUUUGCCAAUUGUGCCUUAUUCUUCCAUCAUUUUCCAUUUCCUAAUUGGUUCCCAUAGACUGCUUCUGUAACUUUUAUUGACUUUCUGAAAGUGUGUAAUCUAGAGAGAUGCUUUAAAUGAAAAGGCUUCUUAAUUUCCCAAUCUUGCUUGUUUUCUGUUUCUCUUUUCUUUUGGCUUAAGUAAAAAGAAGUUUGCCUGUUGAUAUUGACAAACUCUUAUCUGUAAGUUUUUCUUAUGAACUAAUAUAUCUGUACUAGUUAAAGUUUAUUUUUCCAUGUAUAAGCAUCAUGAACUUUCCUGCAGCACAAAGCCUAAGUCCACAAAAACUUAUUUGCUUAUGAUUUUCUUGAGAUCUGAGGUAUAAUACGGUAGGUACGGGUAACAAAGGUAAUGGUACUAGAGCUGGAAACUAUGGACUGAUUUCUUAUAUAUUUACUUAGGAAAUUUGGCUAUCAGACUGAAAGUAAACUGAGUUUGGUUGGUAAUUACAAAAAUAUAUAUUUCUGAGCUUGCCAAUAUUUUCCUGGGAUGUUGAAUGGUGAGAGAACUUUUUGUGCAGGUUUAAUGGGGCACCGAAAUUUUCUUGGUUCGUCCCAAUUUUUUGAUGAUGAACAUGAUCAAGGCUGGAAUCAUACACAUCCAGAACAUCCAUAUACGAGUCUAGCAAGAUCUGGGACCAGUGAGAACAGAUCGCAUGUAUAUCCAGCUGAAAACAUGUUGAAUGAAGGAAUGCCAGUGUCUUCUCAUUGGAACUCUUCUCCAGGAACAAAUGCCUAUACUGCCUCAGGUCAUAGUGUGGAGAGACCACACUACAAUCCAGGGGCUUCGGGGCCAUCCCAUGAUCCUUUCGUGAAUUCAACUGUUCCAACUUUCUCUGCUCCAAAUGAGGAUUAUUUGACAUUUGCAUCUUCGUCGAACUGCAACAGCCAGGCCUGGACCAAUGCUAGUUAUGUUGAUCAAUCUAUGGAAAAUGUGAGAGGAGCACAAAAGCGAAAACGCCCUUGUCCUUCUUCCAUCUAUGAAAUGGGUAGUUCAAGCCAAUAUCACAGGGACAGAACUCCUACAGACACCCAUUUCCCCUCGGAAUUUCACCUAGGAAAAUCAAUAACGCAUGAUCAUGAUCCUCAUUACAUGCCAUGGCUUAUGAACCCAACUUACAGUAGUAAUAAUCUCUCGAUCAGGGGAGAGAGUUCUUCAAGGAAUGUCCGUAGUCGUUCUACACUUGAUUUAGAAACCAGCUUAGGAAGAAAUAAUUUGCCAAGAAGCUUGAGCCUUGAUUCCCAUUCUACACACCGCCACAGUGUUGAUCAUUCUGGCUCAGGUCAAUUUGCUGGUCAGACCUCUCACGGAAAUAAAGACUGGAACUGUGCUAGAUUGUCCUCAGUUCCUAGAGAUACAAAUGGCUUUAGUUCAGAGACAAAUAAUUUUCUUCCUGCGAGAAGUGUUGUCAACAGCUUAUCUGUUGAUACUUCCGGCUAUCACCAUGGGCUCACCGGAAACAGAAACCAUACAGUUUCCCACGGUUUUCCUGGAACUUCAGCACAAUCUACAAGCAGCAGCCGCUUCUCUCAUCAUAGGUCAACACCCACCUAUAGAACUUCUUCACAGGGUUCGCGAUUGGGACAUGUAGCAUCUUCUUCUGGAGAUAGGUCUCAUUUGGUCACUGAGACUUAUCCUUCUAGGCAUCUAAGGCCACCACCACACAUUUCAUGGCGUAGCGGUGAUCGCCCAGGGAGACGCAGGAGUUCCUAUGAGAGGUUUCAGCCUCCUUUCGAUGAAGUUUCCCUCCAUGAACGGUUUUCAUCUGAGGGAUUCAUGGUCGUAGAUCGCCAACCACACUACUACGAAUCUAGAAACAUGCUUGAUCACCACAGAGACAUGAGGCUCGACAUCGAUAACAUGAGCUACGAGGAACUCCUUGCUCUUGGGGAAAGGAUUGGGAGUGUCAACACUGGUCUAUCCGACAGCGCAAUCUCCAGUUGCUUGUUAGCAACAACAUAUUAUCCAGCGUAUCAAAAAGAGGACCAAAGAAAAUGCGCUAUUUGCCUGGAGGAAUACAAGGAAAAAGAAGAGUUAGGGGAAGUUAAAGGGUGUGGUCAUGACUACCAUGGGAGGUGCAUCAAGAAAUGGUUGUCUAUGAAGAACUCUUGCCCUAUUUGCAAAUCCCCUGCUUUACCUGAUGCUUCUAAGAACUCAUCAUAAAAUAUAGAUAUCUUUUCUGUGUGUGCAUGUUAUAUUAUAUUCAUUUGUCUUUCUAAAGGAAAAAAAUAUGUGAUAGAAUAUAACAUAUAGUUUUCUUAGUAAUAGUUGUAAAUAGAAGGAAGUCCAGGAUCUUUCUUAAGGUUAAUUAUUGGAAAAUCUGGAUUU
Messenger RNA from Arabidopsis lyrata subsp. lyrata, 4222 nucleotides. RefSeq names its product probable E3 ubiquitin-protein ligase RHG1A. The transcript is spliced from 8 exons. The record is from RefSeq and is a predicted model, not a curated record. NCBI's taxonomy places the organism in Eukaryota, Viridiplantae, Streptophyta, Magnoliopsida, Brassicales, Brassicaceae. The coding region runs from base 2384 to 4057 and encodes 557 amino acids. Gene Ontology annotation, molecular function: ubiquitin protein ligase activity.